Molecule: messenger RNA, 4521 nt
Organism: Paecilomyces variotii
Lineage: Eukaryota; Fungi; Ascomycota; Eurotiomycetes; Eurotiales; Thermoascaceae
Product: Non-repetitive/WGA-negative nucleoporin C-terminal-domain-containing protein
Exons: 4
Coding region: 187-4191 (1334 amino acids)
Biological process (GO): transcription-dependent tethering of RNA polymerase II gene DNA at nuclear periphery; poly(A)+ mRNA export from nucleus; protein import into nucleus
Cellular component (GO): nuclear pore outer ring
Molecular function (GO): structural constituent of nuclear pore; protein binding
Source: RefSeq, a predicted model, not a curated record
GCCUUUGAAAACAACACUGCAAUUGUUCAACCUGCGUAUAGUACUCUCUACACACCAAGGGUUGCCAACUCCAGCUGUGAGCGUCGUUCUUUUUUGUGUCUCCUGGAAUAUUGCAUCUGCAUCUACAUCACUUCUUCACUUGCUAUCAGCUACCUUCGAUGCUCGUGGUCAUCUCACUUUGCAGCGAUGUUUGCGCCUGAUGCGACUGUACGCUCAGCGGUCUCGUCAUUAAGAAAUCCUCGGAGACGGCAAAGGACAAACUCGGAUGACUCUGUAAAGCUCCCGAAAGCCAAAAGGCAGCGAUCGGCUCUCGGAGAAGAUACUUUUGAGCCUCACCCCUUUACGGCGUCGGAGCAAGAGUCUUCUGUCGAUGCUGAUCCAAACGCCUAUAAAGCAGGGUUUGUUGUCCAGAAAGAUCUUGCGCUCAGAGGUCCAAAAAGACCAGAGAAGAGGAGUGAUGCGGAUGGGAUAGUGAUACUUUCUAAAACAGACCACUACACCGUUUCCCAGCUACCUUCGCUUCCCGACCAAUUACGCGUAGCCGACUCAGUUCCUCCAGGGAGCUUCUUCACUGUUGAACAGGGCUAUGCACUGGUCUUAACACCGUCACACGCUAUCAUUUGGCCAUAUGCAGUACCGUCAUCUUCACCUUCGCCUAGUGAUAUCUUUACUCUCACAAUCCCAGAGUCUAGUGGGAGUCCGGCCGGUGCUACCCCAUGUGGAGUCCUCAUACCGAAUGCGACCGUCGCUCCCCCAGGUCUUCUGGUAGUCAUACCUGGAACUGGGAAAAUAAUCUACUGGGAGACAGUUUCGAAUGCAGUAGUCCUGGGUUUAGUGAGGCAGAAACAAAAUGGGAUUCAGACCUCGAUCUCUGGAAUGCUUCCGGGAGAAUAUGCCAAAGAGAUCAUAAAUGCAGAACCUUCUGGGGUUAUUGUCACGUUCUCAUCCGGGAGGGUGGCACACGUUACCCUGAGAGAUCCUCAGGGAAAGGCAGCCUUGACUGUGAAUUUUCUCCGCAGCACUUCCAAGCUCGGCGGCAGUGGAUUUCUCGGAGGGAUCAAAAGUGUUCUCACUGGUGGGCUGUGGAAAAGGGACAUCGCCGCCGCAAGACCCGCUAAAUCAUCGCAACGAGGCCAACGGGAUAUCGUUAUUGCGACUUCCACUGGUAUUUUUGAGAUAUGGGACACCCAUUGGAACAAUGGGAGCACAAUGAAGGCGGAAGUAGACCUCAGGCGUACCAUAUGCGAGGCUACUACGAACACUCUAGAUGCUGGGUUUGAGAACGGUCUUAAAAUCCUGGAUUUUGUCUGCGCGCCUAAACAAGAUGGGUUGGAUCAUGUACCUAACCCGGACACGGAUCCCUCCGUAUCCGUCUUCGCCCUUGUCGUCCAUGCACAGCAACAUGAAGUCCCGACAUUGGCCGUUCUCAAAAUCGAUAUAUCUGGUAACGAUGGACGAGUGGUCUCGGCGCACCAUGUCGAGCCGCGCAAUAUACCACCCCACUUUGGGAAAUCGAAGGCGAAGCUACAUAUUCCGAAGUUGGGAGAUACGGCUUUUAUUGUUUUGGAACGUUCUGUGAUUGUGCUUUCACUCAUUCCAGUUCGAGAAUCACCAUCGUCUCAGUUACUGAUGGAGUCCCGCCAUAUGUCCGGUUAUUUCCAAGACUGCAUUCAACUCAGAGCCGAUAAACAGGAGGAAGUCCUUGGGACCAGUGUUGAAGAGCAAAGCGACAAUCGAGUGUAUCCUGCCUGCUUGGUGAUGCUCCGCGGUUUCGGUAUCAUUCGCAUUGCAGCAUCACCUCAUACUGGAUCAGACAAUGUUCUAGAAAAGGUACAGAUGACUGCGAAAGAUAAGCUUGAACAAGCCAUUUUCUACGGUGCAAUGUCGGAGAACCCUUUGGACUUCCUGAGCGAGAACUGGUUGAACUUUCCAGCAGAGGAGCUUGAAGAAGCCGCAUUGGAUAUCUGCGACGAAUUGUUGCGAUCGACCUCGAGGUUUAUAUCUGCAGCAGCAGUGUCCAUCGAACAGCACUUGAGUGUUCGAGCGAAAGCGCUCGAUGACUUGGUCUUCCAUCUCAUACGGCACGGUGUGCCAUUAUCAAGGCUAACCCGUUGGCAUCUGCUGUGGGCGGCUGAGAAACUAGCUUCCCAAAGAGCUCUUUGGAAAGUGGAAGAGCGGUUCAGGAAAAGCAAGAAUGGGAAACCGACCUAUUUGAAUCGUGUGGUCGAGUUGAUGAAUGAGAAGUUCAAGACCAGGUCCGAAGUAGCGAGUGACAGAAAUGAUAGUGUACGACAUUGGUUCAUAUAUGAUACCUUCCGGAUGGAACACAUCAUUCCAUGGCUCUUCAACGCGAUCAGGGAUCAUAAAGGCGGUGCUUCAAAGCAAGGCCAACAAUUUGCCGAUCAGGUUCUCGAGGCAAGCGAGCUUUCUCUCGCUGCCUUGGAGACCGCUUUCCGUUUCAGAGAAGAACAUUUUGGUGCAUACGGCCUUGGAGAAGAAUCAUUGGAGGAUGGCAUAUUGCUCUCCGGGUAUGAGGAUCUGCCUGAAUUCUGGACCUCACAUGGAAUGGGGUAUAUCGAAACAAGCCAUCUUCUGGAUCUGGAGCUCGAUAGCUGUAGAUCUUGGUUGCAACGACAGGUCUCAAGGGGGGAGCCGACGGACCCCAUGACUGUGGAAAAAGUCGCACAUAAUAGCUUCCGCCAACUUCGCGUAUUUGGUAAGAUGCAUCGUGAACGAGUUCGAUGGCUCUCUGCACAGAGCGACCCGAAAUUGGUUGACGAAAGUAAGAACAUCGAGAACAACCAUAUCAGACAACGAAAAUGGCAGCUUUUCAAAUUGGCUGGAAUCGGCCAGUUGAAGGAAGCUAUGUCUCUGGCUGAAGAGUUUCAGGACAUGAGUGCCCUCGUGGAGCUCAUAGUUGAACUCCAAGAUCAGGCCAAAGCAGACAACCUACGAAAAGGCGAAUCGAGUGAUGAAACACGCAACGAAGGUUUGGAACAGUGUAAACGCAAGAUUACGGAAUAUUUCGAGAGAUUUGGUGGACAUUGGGCAGAUGCGUUCUUCUCUCGGCAGAUAUCUGUUGGACAACCAGGGAUGCUGCUAGCAAUGUCCGAGUAUCGACCUUAUGUUACGCGUUUUCUCCGCAAAGUCCCCGCGUACCGUCGCCUAUCCUGGAUCAACGAUGUUACUGGGGAGACAGACUAUGACACUGCGUCAUCGUCGUUAGAAAAGUUAGCCUUGGAGGAUGAGUCUGACGUUUGGAGCCAACGCGCAGAAUUAUCCAUAGCUAAGCUUUGCCGCCUGGCUGCAUGGGAAAAGAGCGCUAACUUUGACCACUCUGUUGCCCGGGAAGAAAUCAGACGCUUUGAUGCUCGUGCUGAAAUAAAUACGAUUCAAGAGUUAGUGUACGAUCACAUCUCGCCCGCGCUUCACGGCGCCAUUGACCAAAAAGCUGAAAUCGAGUUGGCUGUGGAACACUUUGGAGGCUACCUUGAGAAGGACCGACCAGCUUUUCAUGAAGUUCUUGAGGUCACUCUUGCGAAGGUAGUGGCUCGAGAAGUAUUAAAUGUCGACCAGCUGAUCGAUUUGCUAACUUUGAUGGAUGACGUGCAAUUCCUUGAGGGCGAGCAUGAUGAACUUUCGGGACGGGAGUUUUACUUUGCUCUUCACGCACUCCAGCUGAGCGGAUAUGCUAAAACAGACCCUGAGCUCUAUGACUUUCUGCAAAAACUAAUCUGGCGUCGAUGUAUGAUUCGAGACAAUUGGGAGGCAUUGGGAAAUACAGGGCAGAAACUGGAUAAGGAAGUUGAAGCAGAAGUCUCCAACACUGCUCUAUUUCGAACAUUGACAGAAUGUCUUGCUGAAGAACGCCUGGGUCGUCCAAACAAUGAACCCAUAUGCGGCUUGCAUUCGCCUUCAGAAAUUCUGAAAUGGACGCCGGAUCCCGCCAUCGUUAAGACGAGAUUUCACCCAGACCAAGGAACUCGCAUACUGCGGGAUCUGAGUGUGGAAGCAGAACUCCUGCGUCAGUACGUCGAGAAAGGGAAGCUCGAGCUCUGGUUUAGUGAGCUUCUGGCAUCAGCGAAAUCUGAAGUAUCCAAGAGUACUAUUGAAGAAGACACAGGAAGCAAUCAUGAUCCUUCCAUAACGCCUUCCACUUCAGAGAAGAGGGCGAAACUGAAUUGGCUUUGAUGUCAGGCUUGAGUCUUGGUGCUGAGAGGGUUUUGUCUGUCUUUUUCUCUUCUGCUUUUUGUACUUCAUACGCACUGGGAAGGGGGAGGGUUUGCAAAGGAUCGGAUCUUUUCUCGUGUCGAGCAGUGCUUAGUGGCUCGUUGCAUGCCGGGAUUAUUAAAUCGCUGAAUAGCAGUAGUCAGUUAGCAGUAGACCAUUGGUAAUUGUCCACAGUUUUACAUGGAUGCAACUAUUAGAGUUGGGUAAUGUUAAUAUAGUAGUAUGAUUAAUAAGACAGGAUUAUUAAUUUUUAUAUAGUUGAUUAUUAUAUUGUUAGAAUCUAGACUACGG